AGUGGGAGAUUGGGAGGGACUGUGGGCAGCCACUGAACACAGGCAGAAAGUUCAUGAGCGAGCUGAACGUCUGGCAGCAGCAAAAAGAAAGGAAAAUCAGUCUAGCAAGGAAUCAAGAACUCCUCUUAAUACAGGAGGAAAGUUAUAAAGUGUGUCUGAAGCUGCCUUUCUUUUAGGAUUUCGCCAGCUCAUUCUUGUUGGAGCCUGACAGAAGUUUGAAGGAGGAUCUUAUUGUUAUUACAGUUCAUUUCAGGGCAAAACCUCUGAAGACGUCACAGCCGAUUCAGGUUUUUUCAGGAACGUUUUGGGAAUCGAGACACGGGGAAAUAGCAUCAACGAGGAUGGUUCUGCUGUUGCUUUUAUCUCUGGGCCUGACUUUGGGAUCAGUCCAGAGCCAGGGUUCCUCCCAAGAUGCCUUCAUAAUCCAAUAUCUAGAGAGAAGGCUUGUUCAGAUGGAGGAGCGUCUCAGUCUGUGUGAGCAAAACACAGUGAGUGCCACCCAGAAAACCUAUGACCUCUCCUCUGAAGUCAGAGGCUAUCUGUCCACUCUGAGCAGUUUGAGAUCAGAAGUAAAGAGCCAGGUGGACAGUGUCUCUGUGCGUGUUGACCGGGUGGAGAGGGAGCUGGAAUAUUUGGAGAACAAAAUUCCCACUCAGUCUAACAUUGAGAUGGAGGAAGCACUGCUAGAACAGCAGAUAAAAGCCGUAGAACUGGAGCAGCUGAAAAAGAAGGCCAAGAUAAAUGUGGUGAACGACUGCAACACAGUUCUGAGUCAAGUCAAGUCUCUUAAGAUUGUGAAGAAAUCUGGAGAUCCAAAUGGAUGCUGGUUCAAGGACCCCUCUGAAGGAUCAAAUAAGGUGUAUCUAUUCAGUGGAUUUCAUGCUCUGUCUGCGCUGAUGAAGAUUCACAUGCCUCAUUAUGUCAAAUGCUUGAACUCUGAUGCUGCGGCGGCGUCCACCGACCCGCUGAAGGUCUGUGCGCCCUCAGGGCCGCGCCGUGUCUUCCUCCGCCUGUCCCGAACGCUCCCAUUGGACCAGAUGUUGGGUCAGAACGCGAGCUUGUCCUCAAACGAGCGCCCGUACCGCUCCGAGUUCCUUGGCGUCCGCCGCACAGACGCUCUGACCCACGCUGAAAGCUCGGCGCAAAUUAAAGCCCUGUAA
Xiphophorus maculatus (southern platyfish) is the source of this 1160-nucleotide messenger RNA. Its product is annotated as olfactomedin-like protein 3A. The record is from RefSeq and is a predicted model, not a curated record. Bases 342 to 1160 code for a protein of 272 amino acids. The transcript has 8 exons. Lineage: Eukaryota; Metazoa; Chordata; Actinopteri; Cyprinodontiformes; Poeciliidae.